AGAGUGUUGGUAUGAGUGUGAGUGAGAGCGAAGUUAUUGUUAGAUGGAGACGUACAUACUUGCCGUCUUCCUAGUCUCUUCUCUCGUUCUUUAAUAUAUAUUAAAAACUAUAUAUUAAUUACUGUUUUGGCAGGAGUAAUGAUCGAUUCGUCAAUCAUUUUCGAUAAUGAACCUCCGAUCAGGUAGUAUUGAAUCUGACCCAAGCAUCUUUAAUGGUGUACUGGUCAACAAAAUUAUAUUGAAUAAAAACACAGAUGACCAAUUGGAAUGCAUUGGUUACAAAGACAAUACAUGUAAGAAGGUAUUGUUCUACUUGUUGGUGUUUUUUACACUUGGUUUUAUACUGCUGAUUUUUUACUGGGAACCAAAAUAUGAAUUAUUUCUGAAGAAAUCCCAGUGCCCUUUACUGGAGGCUGACGCUGUUCUUCUGAAGGAUUCUUAUAACCAUGUGUUUGUUGAAAAGAUCAAAUUUAUGUACUUUGAAAAAGGCUGCUGUGUGGACUUGUACCAUGGGGACCCAAUUUACCCUGAAAACACCACAGAAACAGAUGAAGUGGCAGCAUUAGUUAACCAACAGUAUAGUAGAGUGGAUGACCCUAAGGAAUGGUCUCUCAGAUAUUUUGAUUACCAAUAUGUCAGAUAUAUUUGGGACAUCAGGUUGCAGUCUUUUAAAAGACUGGAAGAUCUUUCCACCAACAUUUAUUGUAAAUCACUCCUAGAAGAUUUCCAUGGACUCAGCAAAGACGUACAAGCACAAAAACGUCAGAUCUAUGGAAGUAAUGACAUCAUCAUUGAAGUGAAGUCUUACUGGAAACUUCUUAUAUAUGAGAUUCUCAAUCCAUUUUACAUCUUCCAAAUAGCCAGCAUCAUUCUCUGGGCUGUCGAUGUCUAUUAUUACUAUGCUGGUUGUAUCUUCUUUAUUUCCUGUGUGUCCAUAAGCAUCUCAUUGUAUGAAACCCACAAACAAAGCGUGACUUUACAUGAUAUGGUCACUUCUGCCAGGGAGAAGAUUCGGGUGCGCAGAAGUGAUGACCGGUUCGAUGAAAUUGAUACCAAUACAUUGGUGCCUGGUGAUGUGAUAGCCAUACCUGCCCAUGGAUGUGUUCUACAGUGUGAUGCUGUUCUUAUUACUGGAACUUGUAUAGUUAAUGAAAGUAUGCUCACCGGCGAAAGUGUUCCAGUGACAAAAACUCAGCUAAGUGGCCACGACAAUGAAAUUUACUCCCCGGUCAUUCACAAAAAAUACACCUUGUUUGCCGGUACCAAUGUCCUUCAGACCAGGUAUUAUGGACAGGCCAAGGUAUUGGCAGUAGUAGUUAGGACUGGUUUCAACACUGCGAAAGGUGAACUGAUAAGAGCCAUCUUAUUUCCAAAACCUCUCGGCUUCAAAUUCUAUAAUGAUGCUCUCAAAUUCUUGCUGUUUCUUUGCAUAGUGGCCAUAUGUGGAAUGGGGUACAGUACAUAUACCAACAUGAUACACCAUCUCACUAUCUCUAAAAUCAUCAUACGAGCUCUGGACAUAAUCACAAUUGUUGUCCCUCCUGCUCUACCAGCUGCCAUGACUGUUGGAAUGGUAUAUGCCCAAAACCGUCUGAAAAAGAGGGCCAUAUUCUGUAUUAGUCCACCUCGGAUUAACUUCUGUGGCAAGUUAGAUCUUAUUUGUUUUGACAAGGUAAUUCAUUUUAUUAUUAGUAUGUAUUACUGUCUGGUACUGUUUUUAUUUUCAUCAUACCAUAUUCCACCAUCAUACAGUGACCAUUUCCUCUCUGUGAAUAAAUGUGUAUACAUUUCUCUCUUCUUUCUCUUCUCCUCUUUUCUCUUCUCCGUUGAGCAGGUACUGGACGAACCUGGUAAAGACACAACACGCUUUGAUAGUCUCAUGCCGACGGUGGUGCGUCCGCGCAGCACCUCAAUCACUGCUACUGCCUCUACUUCUGACCUUACCACUACUUCUGCAGAGAAUAACGACGCCUUAUUUGCCACUUCUAAUGGUUCAUUCUUGCAUCUCGGUGAUUCUGAUUCCGUGGUGAUUCAGGAGCCCGGCAGUGAGACACGGAAAUUCGACAGUUUUACACCAACUGUUGUUAAGCCUUGUUCCAGUGCUAGUUUUACAAAUGUGGAUCAGACAUCCCUUGAAGUCGGAAUUGUGCGACAGUUCACUUUUACCUCAAGUCUUCAGCGUAUGAGUGUGAUUGUUCGCAAACUUGGUACCAAUCACAUGGACAUUUAUUCGAAAGGGGCUCCAGAGAAGAUUGCAUCACUGUGUAAUCCAGAUAGUAUUCCAGCAGACUUCUCUGAUAUUCUCCACAAAUACACAGUGCAAGGGUUCCGUGUUCUUGCCUUAUCCUGGAAGGAACUGGACCCUAAACUCACCUGGCACCAGGCACAGCGGAUAAACCGUGAAAAAGUGGAACAUAAUUUAAACUUCCUGGGAUUGCUUAUAAUGAAAAAUACCUUAAAACCAGAGUCGGCACCAGUCAUCAAGACUUUACAAGCUGCAAAUAUUCGUUCAGUGAUGGUGACAGGAGAUAUGAUUCUGACAGCUGUCAGUGUUGCUAGGAACUGUGGAAUGGUGAAGCCAAAACAAAAUGUGAUCAUCGUUAAUGCCUCACCUCCAGAAGAUGGCCAGGAAGCUCAGAUUCAUUGGGAACAAUCUGAGUCCGUCACAGAUGACUCUCUUAGUGAAUCUGAUCAAGAGAAUUGUCCUCUUCUUCUGUUUAAUGAAACCCAAGAACAGGGUUACCAUUCCAUUCGAUGUGAAUCUGACAGUAGAAGGUAUCACUUUGCCGUGUCUGGUAAAGCCUUUUCUGUGCUGAAGACAUACUUCCCCCAGUUACUAAACCAGGUCUGCGAAAGAGGAACAAUAUUUGCCAGAAUGUCUCCAGAUCAAAAGGCUCAAUUAGUGGAGAAAUUUCAAGAACUGGAGUAUGGAACUGGUUUCUGUGGUGAUGGUGCUAAUGAUUGUGAGGCAUUAAAGGCUGCCCAUGCUGGUAUCUCUCUGUCAGAGACUGAAGCUUCAGUUGCUGCUCCUUUCACUUCCAAAAACCAAAACAUUGAAUGUGUUGUAACUGUGAUAAAGGAAGGUCGAGCUGCUUUAGUCACCUCUUUUGGUUGUUUCAAAUACAUGGCCCUCUACAGCAUCAUCCAGUUUGUAUCAGUGCUCAUUCUUUAUACUUAUGCAACCAAUCUUGCAGAUUUCCAGUUCCUUUACAUUGAUUUAAUCAUCACAACCUCUGUUGCUGUUCUCAUGGGUUAUACACAGUCCAAUAACAAGUUAGCUGUGAAGAAACCAGCAGGAAGUCUCAUCAAACUCACCAAUAUAUUUUCUAUACUCUCACAGAUACUUGUUGUUAUAUGUUUCCAAACUUCUGCAUUUCUCUACCUACGAAAUCAAAGCUGGUAUAAGCCUGUAAAGAAGAUCACCAGUGAUGAUGUUGUCAAGUGUUCCGAAACCACUCUUAUGUUUUUAGUAUCCUCGUUCCAGUACAUUUUUGUAGCUUUUGCUUUCUCGAAAGGACCACCUCACCGUAAACUAUUUUAUACAAAUGUACCAUUUACAUUCGUUACUGUACUAUUAGUUGGUUUCACACUACUACUUCUGCUUCAUCCAUUUUCAUUUCUGACUCAAUUUUUCCAGAUGGUCCCCUUUGAAAAUACUCAUUUCAAAAUGAUCCUGUUGGUGAUAAUAGUAUGCAAUGCUGUUAGUUGUUUAUUUAUUGAGUUUUUAAUUGUCGAUUUCAAUAUCUUUUCCCGCCUACGGAGAAAGUUUCAGUGGCGGAAAAGGAAAGUGAAACUGCACAAAAAACUGGACCGCCAACUACAACUGAUGUGCGACUGGCCACCAGUCGGCAACUGUACGUAUGCGUCAGACUUUUUGGCCAGUAACACUGUCGCCAACAGUAUCAUAGAGCAGAAUUCUAUGGACACAUCUAUAGAGAUGAGCAGAUGACAUCUAAUUGUGUUUAAUCUCUUAUCAAAGUACAUUUCUUAAACUCUUUCUAAAACAUCUCUCGUCUCUACUAAAUAUUUCUUAGCCUUGGUUAAAGUACCAGCUAUCUAUCAGUGUAAAGAAAAGUGUGUGUAUAUGUGUGUGUGUGUGUGUAUAUAGUGAAGGCACAUAGUUAGAUUAUCAAGCUUACAAUUGUGAGAUUGUGAGUUCGAUUCCCAGACUGGGUUGUGCAUUGUGUGCUUGAGCAAGACACUUUAUUUUCACAUUUGCUCCAGUUCACUCAGCUGUAGAAAUGAGUUGCGAUGUCACUGGUGCCAAACUGUAUUGGCCUUUGCCUUUCCCCUUGGACAAUAUCAGUGGCUUGGAGAGGGGAGACUGAUAUGCAUGGGUGACUACUGGUCGUCCACAAACAACGUUGCCUGGACUUCUGAGGGAAAAUUUCUAGGUGCAAUCCCACAGUCGUUCGUCACCAACGAGGGUCUUUACUAUACACACACACACACACACACACUUAUACACAUAAAAAAACUUAAAUUUUGAUUGGGCCAAUGUCAAAUGGAAUAUUUUUUUUAACUCAUAAUAUAUAUUUUUUAGAAUAUUUUUUGGAGGUCGUGUAUGUGUAUAUAAACAUAUACUGCGAAAUAUUUAUGUAUGUAUAAUAUAGGUGCAGCUAUGGCUGUGUGGUUUCAAACCAUAUGAAUUCAGGUUCCAUUCCACUUCAAGGCACCAACCCCAACACUUUAUGCAAGUGUCUUCUAUAUUGGGCCAACCAAUGGUUUAUGGAUGAAAUUUAGUAAACAGAAACUAUAUGGAAGCCUGCUGCAUAUAUAUAUGUGUGUGUUUGUGUUAGCAUGUCAGACAAAAUGUUGUGGCAUUCCUUUAUGUUAUGUGUUGAAAUCCUGUUAUGGUCAACUUUGCCUUUCAUCCCUUCAAGGUCUAUAAAGUGCUAUCGAAGUAUUGGGGGGUCAAUGUAAUUGACCUGUCCUCCCGCCCAAUCAAUAUUUCUAACCUUGAACCCUGCAAUAAAUGGCGUUCCAUUCAAGAGAACCAUGCCAUUGGGAUCUUGGUCAUUUAUACUCCAUGGAAACCAAGUUGCUGGUCUAAUGUCUUAGGUCUCAAAAAAAAAGGGGGGGGGGCAGGUUGGUGCAUGUGCACACACAAGUUCGUCUUUUUUAAGUGUUUGAUAACUUGUGAGCAAUGGUAUGUUUUACAUUUACCUUAAGCAGUACAUUGGGUAGCAGCUUGGUGAUUUUCUGAAGACUUGUGGAAUAAUAAUACAUAAUUUAAAAAAAAAAACAAGAGUGGGCAGCAAAAAGAGAACUCAGCUGUAAAAUAGUACCUCAAGAAACAUGGAAAAAAAAAAGCUGUUCAUAUAUAAAUAAGCAUAUAUAUGAACACAUAUAGCAUAUUUACUAGCAUAAGGGACACAUUAGAUACACCCCCAUUAUCAGCAGUACAUAUUCAGGAAAAAUGUUUUAGAGUAUCAAACCAUGUGAUGUAAGGGUAACUUGUUUUUUUUGGUUUUUGGUACAUUUUGUUUUUGGAAUAGAGUGUCAUUAUGCUGAUGCUAGUAUGGGUCUAGACAGUUGUUUGAGGCAAGAUUUCACAACUGGAUGCUCUUGCUGUUACCAACUCUUGUUUGUUUCUCAAGCAAGGAAUAUUUUCUUUAUUCCACAAGACUUCGAAAGCUCAGAAUGACAGCAUGGAAUAUAAAUACAUAUGCACAGACAUACAUAAAGAUAUCUACAACAGGAUUCCUGUAGCUGGACCAAACCUGAAACUAUGUCGUUGCACAGUAAACUUUUUCAACCACACGGCUAUGCUAACACCUAUGUGUGUAUAUAUAUACACACAUACAUAAACUGUCAGACACAUGCAAGCAUGGAAAAGUAGACGUUAAAAGGUGUAUGAUAUAUAUAUAUACACACAUACAGAAAUGUAUGUGUAACAUGUUCUUACACAGGCACAAACGUAUGAAUAUUGGCUGAUGUACAUGGGGUAAUUUUUUUUUUGUUUUUCUGGCGUUGUGGGUGACAGUUGUUUCUAGAAAAUAUACUGAUGUCUAUUUUACCAAAAUGAAUCUGUAAAUAAAAUAUCUUACCUUUUUU
This is a messenger RNA of Octopus bimaculoides (California two-spot octopus), 6057 nucleotides long. RefSeq names its product polyamine-transporting ATPase 13A3. Gene Ontology annotation, cellular component: late endosome membrane. Lineage: Eukaryota; Metazoa; Mollusca; Cephalopoda; Octopoda; Octopodidae. Gene Ontology annotation, biological process: intracellular calcium ion homeostasis; polyamine transmembrane transport. Gene Ontology annotation, molecular function: ATPase-coupled monoatomic cation transmembrane transporter activity; polyamine transmembrane transporter activity; P-type ion transporter activity. The record is from RefSeq and is a predicted model, not a curated record.